Molecule: messenger RNA, 2870 nt
Organism: Malaclemys terrapin pileata
Lineage: Eukaryota; Metazoa; Chordata; Testudines; Emydidae
Gene: ANGPTL3
Product: angiopoietin like 3
Exons: 7
Coding region: 35-1423 (462 amino acids)
Biological process (GO): triglyceride homeostasis; cholesterol homeostasis; phospholipid catabolic process
Source: RefSeq, a predicted model, not a curated record
UCAAAACUACCCUAGGACAUUGGAAACAGACACCAUGAAAAUAACCCUCGUCUUUCUUUUCAUUGCCCCUUUUGCUAUUUCAAGUAACAUUGACAAGGACUACUCUUCCUUUGAUUCUGCACCUCCUGAGCCAAACUCAAGAUUUGCCAUGUUAGAUGAUGUGCGAAUUUUAGCUAAUGGGCUUCUCCAGCUUGGGCACGGCCUUAAAGACUUUGUCCACAAGACCAAGGGGCAAAUGAACGACAUCUUUCAAAAACUCAACAUUUUUGACAAGUCUUUUUAUGAGCUCUCACUGCAAACCAAUGAAAUCAAGGUAGAAGAAGAAGAGCUCAGAAAAACAACUUCCAGAUUGCAGGCCAACAAUGAAGAGAUAAGGAAUAUAUCCCUCGAGCUGAACUCAAAGAUUGAAGACCUAUUACAAGACAAGAUCCAGCUUCAAGAGAAAGUAGGGGGGCUGGAAGAGAAAGUAAUUAAAUUAGUCCACAUCCAGCCUAAAGUUCAAGAACCGAAAGAAAUGACUUCACUCAAAAAUUUUGUACAGCAACAGGACAACCACAUUAGGCAACUUCUCAAAGUUGUACAAGAACAGCAUGCACAACUUGAUAAACAGCACAAUCAAAUAAAGGAGCUGGAAGAGAAGCUAAGCAAUACAAGUUUCCAAGAAAACACAGAGAGUUCAUUUUCUCUGAAGCAAACUGAACCAAAGAUCAUUCCCCUUCCUUCACAUAAUUUCACAGCUCCAGUUCAGGAAUUCAAUGGUGUUGCUACUGAUUGCACUGCCCUUUAUAAGAGAGGUGAACGGACGAGUGGCAUUUACUCUAUUAAACCCAACGGCUCUGAAGCUUUUAAUGUCUAUUGUGAAAUGCAAUCUGACAGCUCAUGGACAGUCAUUCAAAACAGAGUUGAUGGAUCACUAGAUUUCAACCAAACCUGGGAGAGCUAUGCAAAUGGUUUUGGUGAUCUCAAGGGGGAAUUUUGGUUGGGACUAGCGAAGUUAUAUUCCAUUGCUAACCAAGCUGACUACAUUUUACGUAUUGAGCUGAAAGACUGGAAAGAUAAUAAACGUUACGUCGAGUACACAUUCACCCUGGGAAGCCCAGAAACAGACUACACACUUCAUCUUUCAGAGAUCUCAGGAAAUAUUCCCAACGCACUGCCUGAACAAACAAAACUGAGGUUCUCUAUGAUGGAUCAUGACAAUGCUACAAAGAGAGAUUUCAACUGUCCAGAAAGAUAUUCAGGUGGCUGGUGGCACAGAGCGUGUGGGGAAACCAAUCUGAAUGGAAAAUAUAUCAAACCAAGAUCAGAAGGAAAACUGGAAAGGAAACGAGGAAUAUCCUGGAAGCCUCAGAAAGGAAGAUUCUAUUUGAUCAAGUCAACCAAACUGAUGAUACAUCCUAUGGAUUUAGAAAGUUUUGAGUGAAACCUCAUUCUGAUGUGUUUAAUUGAACACAUAUUCACUGAACAUUAAACAUAACAUGAACUAAUAAUCAGGGCUGAAUGCCCAAAUACAAGGCAUUACAUAUAUUCCAUACUACUCAAUGAUACAACACGGAGGAGUCUGCUAUGGUCUUAUGGUAUAUUUUGAGAAUAUUAUUAUUUUUUCCAAUAUAAAUAUAUUUCAAGUUCAAAACUACGUAUGCAUCCCCACCUUUGAACACUAGUGCCUAGAAACUGGAUGUGUUUUUGAUAUUUUGGCAGACUGUAUUGCAUGUGGACAAGAAUUUUCAGGCCAAUGCAUUCGUUUCUGGAUUAUGUAGAGGAGAAUAUUCAAAAUGUUUCAAUAAAAAUAACAGACUGACAGAAUUCUACAGAAAACAUUUAAGUAUUAGUUUUGAAGAAAAAAAGAUUUUACUUUAUAAAGUAACUUACUUUCAUGUUAGACUCAAGUACUAUAGUCUUGGAAUGUGUCUAUGCAUGAAUGAAUUGGCAAAUAAUUCUGCAUUUUAUGGUACCAUGUAUUUAAAUGUGAACAUCCAGCUGUGCAUCUUGAGCCAGAUCUUCAUUGUUGUGCUCAUGCAACUAUAAAAGCAGCACAUCUGGAAAUCCAAAAUGUGAAACUAACCUUUUAUAUUAUACUUUGUAGAAUAAUUAUUAGGGCCUGAUCCAAAGACUGCCAUUAGUUUUUCGCAUGGAUUUCAAUGGGCUUUGAAUCAGGCCCUUAAAUUACCUUUUGGUAUUCCUUAUUUAUGGAAUCAACUGGUGGACAAAGUGCUGUGUAUGAAACAGACCGAUUGCCUUUAAUAUAAAUAGAAAUCAAUCCUGCAACCUGUACCUAUGCAAGAAAUCCCACUGAAGUCAAUGGUGCAACUCAACUAAUCACAUUGGUAAGGACUAUAAGAUCCUGCAGGACCUUCAGUCACAAUCCUGCAAACACAGAUUUGCAUAAAUUUACUCAAAGGAGGAACCCGCAAAGAUGGGACUAUUCACAUAUUUACGGUUAAGCGUGUAAGUGUUUGCAUGGUAGGAGCCGUAGAAUGUGAUUAUUUUGAGUCAUAUUGACUUUUGUAUCUUACCUAACAACUGUACUGUAUGAAUUUUGUAGCAUUUUAACAUCUGUAGCCAUUAAACCCCCCCCACCUUUUUAAACUAUAUUUUGUCAAAAUAAAAACAAGGUUGAAUAUAAUUAGCAAAUUUCAGAGAAACAAUGAACUAACUAAUUUAAUUAGAUGUCUGAUGCUGUUGAAAUGCACUCAUUACAAUCAAAGUAAGAUGCUCAAUCAAGAGAAACUGCACAUUUGUACCGAUGUACUGGAAAUGUUUAGUUGUUUGUAUGACACUUUAAAAAUCAAUAAAGAAGAUUUCCAAAAAGAAACUAAUAUGUACCAUGAAUAAAAGAAUUCUUAAAGGGUUAGUUUUCUGUGAGUUGG